Molecule: messenger RNA, 681 nt
Organism: Staurois parvus
Lineage: Eukaryota; Metazoa; Chordata; Amphibia; Anura; Ranidae
Source: the annotation of a GenBank genome assembly
CGGCAGGAGGCUGAGGCAGAGCGGUUGCUUUUGGUGUCCACUGAGAAGAAGGUGGCUUUAUUGAAGGAGCUGGAGAGACUCAGAGGAGAACGAUCAGAAGAGCCGGAAUCCUGUCCUUCAGAAGAGCUGAGACCUUGCCAUGGUUCUGUCACCAUCUCUGAUAUCCAACUGCCUCUCAAGGUGGACUAUGUGUGCAAGGCAAUCCGUGACUCAGGAUCUCUGGGUCACUAUUUCCUCAUACUCAUCCGCUAUGGAAGCUAUGAUGUUGUAGCCACACCUCUGGCUAGUGCUGCAGAUGCACAGACCGGUGACACCAUUAUAUUUCCUACCUCAGUAACCCUAAAUGAGGCUGGUGCAGACUUCAAAAUAGAAAUUGAGGUUUACAGUCUGGCACAAAGUGGACCCACUACCACUGUGGAUAAAAGGAAGUCCCUCAAGCCUAAGAUUACACCAAAAAAGCUUCUGAGUUCCCGGAAAACCUCCCUGAACUCUCCAGCAUGUAGUCCAGCAGUGAACUGCUCUCUCAGGUCCAGUAGCUUUUUGCUGGUUGGGUCCCUGACGUUGUCUCUAGAAUCUCUGGGCAAAUUCAAGUUUCCACUGGAAAAGAUGAAAUUGGAAGGGAAGGUCGGUCGUCUGCUUGGAAAUCAUUUCCAGGAUAAGGUCCCUUUCCUGUCCCCUCUG